Molecule: messenger RNA, 1096 nt
Organism: Zeugodacus cucurbitae (melon fly)
Lineage: Eukaryota; Metazoa; Arthropoda; Insecta; Diptera; Tephritidae
Product: kynurenine formamidase
Exons: 4
Coding region: 38-985 (315 amino acids)
Source: RefSeq, a predicted model, not a curated record
UAUUAAAUAGUAGCAGCAGUUUGUGCCAGAAGUAAUAAUGUACGCAACAAAUAUUGGCGGUGAUGCGGCCACAAUUGAUUUGAAUAAGGAAUAUUCGCCCACACUGAAUUCAAAGCGUUUUUUAGAAACUGCAGAACCCAAUAAAGCCGUAAUCGAGCAAUUUUUAAAGCUCACAACGGAACAAACUGCAGCUGCACGUGCAAAAUACAAAGUUCGUCAAAAUGUUUCUUACGCAAAGCACUUUAAACAAAAUGUAAAUACUUUGGAUAACCAAAUGGUGGACAUAUACUAUAAGGAUAAAGAAAAUGGCAUGCCCAUUUUCGUUUAUAUACACGGUGGUUACUGGCAAGAAUUGGAUAGAAGUACAUCUGGUUCUUUUGUAGCACCAUUAGUUGAACAAGGCUUUCGAGUAGUUGCCGUGGAUUACAAUUUAUGUCCCACUGUGACACUUGCUAAACUUAACGAACAAAUAAUGCAUUUCUUUGAAUGGUUGUAUGCAUAUGCAAGAGACACUGAAGCGAGUAAAAUCUCAAUAAGUGGUCACUCAGCAGGCGCCUACUUGACAACUCUAUUGUUCAGUAACAGUUUACUAAAAUUACCAUUUGCUGAGCAUACGGUGUCGUUUUUCUUGAUCAGUGGAGUUUUUGAUUUACGUGAGUGUUGGAAUUUACCAAGCGUUAACCCCGCGAACAUAUUAAGCUUAGAUUUAGCAAGCGCAGAAGCAUUAUCACCAAUUUGUUGGAAACUGGAUACAAAAUUCAUCGAGUUUGCCAAACAAAUCAAACUACGUAUUUAUGUUUUAGUAGCGGAAAAUGACAGUGAAACAUUUAAAGGACAGUCUUUGACUUUUGCAAAGAAAUUGAGUGAGGCUGGUCUAAACAUUGAAUAUGAAAUAUUUGAGGGAUAUGAUCAUUUUGAUAUUAUUGAACAGGUGCCUGUCAAAGAAUCCGUGAUAAAUAUGUAUUUAUUAAAAAAAUUAGUGUAAUACAUACACACAUUAAUAAGUAAGAGCACAGUGGAUUAGUAAAUUCCGUAAUGAGACUCAUAAGUUUGUGCGGAACACACCAAUUCAAUAAAAGCUGCUACUGAUCAUGUA